Messenger RNA from Dovyalis caffra, 1470 nucleotides. The record is from the annotation of a GenBank genome assembly. Lineage: Eukaryota; Viridiplantae; Streptophyta; Magnoliopsida; Malpighiales; Salicaceae.
AUGGAGGAAAACGAUCCAUUCGCUGCAAUAACAAAGCUGUGUCAAGUCUCGGAUUCCCAAGAGCAGCACUUGAACCAAUGUCCCUUCGCUCUGGAACCACAAACAAACGACGAGUCUCCCUCCCACGACGCCGAAUUCCCUGUCGCAUCCACCGCCAUCACCAUGGUCUCCCCUCCACAAACUCCCGAGGAUAACCACAACGACGACCAAAAUGACAAUUCUGUCUUUCAGAACGACGACGUUUUCACCACUCCACCGGAAGAGCCCUCCCUCUCAAGCUCCCAAAACCAGCAGCAGCAGCAAGAGGUCGCCGUUGAUCGCGGAAAGAAAGACCAGAGGGUUGAGAGAGCUGGAAUUGAUGAAAUCAUGACCGUUCAUGGUGGAGAUUGUGCGAAAAGUUCACGAGAGAAAGAUCUAGGGUUUACUGUAGAGGGGGAGCGACAGAGAGAAUUGAAAUUAAAGAUGAUUUGGAUGGUGGUGAGGAUAAUUCUCAAGACAAAGAGAGGAUUACCUUCUUCGUCUUCUUCAAAUAAUGUUUUAGGUGAGUCUACGACUAAAAGAUCGAAACAUAAUGAUAAUAAUCUGGGUUUAGUGACUCCAAAACCUAGUUUAAGAACUGAAAUAGGGAAAAGUUUUGAGAGAUUGGUUAAAUCACUGGAUAGAUUUAAGUGGACUCCAAGAACUAUUGUAGGGGCUGAAUAUGUCAAAUGUGACCACAGAUUAGUGAAAACAGUGGAUGUAAUUACGGCUGAGUCAAAAAGAGCAAAACGUUUGGAUAGAAAUCUGGAUCCGUGGAGUCCAAGAAGUAGGUUAGCGAGUGAAACUGAGAAGAGAAGAGAGAAUUUGGGGGAUUCCGUGGAGAAAUUGGGCUCUGAGGGAGGGAGUGGUUCUAACCGUGGUUUAAAAUCACCACGAAAUGAGCAAGUUGGAGAAAUGGUGAUUGAAGUGAACAGUAGUGAUAGGGAAUGUAGUGGAGAGAGCUCAGCAAAGAGGAAGUUGGAAUUUUCUAAUGAGGUGAUAGAAUCCAAGUUUAAAGGAAACGAUGCUGCUUUAAGGUUUGUUAAUGAUGGAAUGGAAGAGAGGGAAGCUAAUAGAUUAUGCACUACUAAGGGGGAACAUUCUGCCAAGAAAAGCAUAGAUGACCUUGACAAGUUUAGAUAUGUUCAUUCUAAUGCUGGCCUCCACAAGUUUAGAUGUGUUGGUCCUAAUGCUGGUCCAAAUAUUUGUGGCAAGGAGGAUGGUGUUAGAGAAAAACGUGUGUUGCCAGCGUCUGUACAAGGAAGGAAGGAGAAUGCAGGAGCAAGGGAAGCGGAACAUGAUAGUGUUUUGUCUGAGAUGGCAGGUAUGGGUCUUCAGAUCACACUAUUAGAUGUGUUGAAGAUACUUGCAGAGGGAGAGCAUUAUGAUCCAAGUCUCGAAAAGUUAAGUAUCUUGGAGGCUGCGAAGAUAGGUGGCAUGACUUUUCCUUAG